Messenger RNA from Microtus ochrogaster (prairie vole), 3175 nucleotides. Its product is annotated as disintegrin and metalloproteinase domain-containing protein 1-like. Gene Ontology annotation, molecular function: metalloendopeptidase activity. The record is from RefSeq and is a predicted model, not a curated record. Gene Ontology annotation, biological process: proteolysis; binding of sperm to zona pellucida; male gonad development. Gene Ontology annotation, cellular component: external side of plasma membrane; plasma membrane; sperm head plasma membrane. NCBI's taxonomy places the organism in Eukaryota, Metazoa, Chordata, Mammalia, Rodentia, Cricetidae.
AGAUGCAAAAUGUCAGAACUCACUGGGUACACAGAAAAGAUGAGGGAAAGUAGAACACCCAAAUACUGUUCCCUUGAAUGAAAGGAGUAAAAGAAGAGCAGCCCUGAGUAAGCAUGACCACCAUGAGGAUGAGAACAGAGACAGGACAGCAGAGAACUCUGCAUUGUUCAGAGAACCCCGGGAAGCUUUGUCCCCUCCCCCACAGCAUUGCCAGAAUAUUGGGCCCAAAAGAAGGAGCAGGUUACCAGAUGUUGUGUCCACUGCCUGGGGUGGAGGAAGAUGAUCUGACUUAGAGAACUGGCUGAGUCACUGCUCUACAGGGCUCACCUCCAUGAACAACAAAGGAACGUAAGCAACACGGAAGGAGGCCCAGGAGAGAAGGAAGAACAGAGACAGCCUGAAGGCUGCAGGAUUCUAGAUGGGCAGCACCCCAUGAGGGACAAGCACAGACAUGGAUUGCUAAGUCAGUGAGAAACCUGCCUAUUAGGAAGGGCUGCCGCUGAUGGACAUAGAUCCUACACUAUCACCUGUUUCUUUGGGCCAUGUCAGUGGCAGCAUCAGUGAGAGGGAUUGCCUCCAUUCUGUCUUCUCUUCAGAUAACACAAGUGGCCUUAGAGACAGCUAAGAUAACAUCACACAUUUGGGCUGCCCACCAGCUGAACUUGGCUGUGAGACUAGUGCCAGGACACCCAUCUGUCAAAGCAGGGCUUCUGGUGCUGUUAAUUUUUCUUCCAAGUACGUUCUGUGACAUAGGAUCUGUAUAUUACUCUUCCUAUGAAACGGUCAUCCCCAAGAGACUGCCAGUCAAGGGGAGUGAAGAUCCCGGAGGAAGGGUGUCCUACAUGCUGUUGAUGCAGGGCCGGCAGCAGCUGCUUCACCUGGAGGUAAAGGGAGACCACUCUGCGAGUAACUUCCCAGUCUACAGUUACCACAAUGGUGUCCUGGGGCAAGAAAUGCCUCUCCUCUCACAGGACUGCCACUAUGAAGGUUACAUGGAAGGGGUGCCAGGCUCCUUUGUCUCUGUCAACAUCUGCUCAGGCCUCAGGGGCAUCCUGAUCAAGGAGGAAACAUCCUACAGCAUCGAGCCUGUGCUUUCCUCCAAAGAGUUCGAACACAUCCUGUAUACUGUGGCACAUCAGCCUCGCGUCUCCUGCAGUGUCAUUCCCAAAGACAGCCCAGGGGACACUGGCCAGCAGCAGAGGAGCAGGAGACCCGAUGACCUGCGGGAGCUGUCUGACUUGUGGUCACAUACCAAGUAUGUGGAGAUGUUCGUCGUGGUCAACCACCAGCGGUUCCAGAUGUGGGGCAGCAGCGUCACAGAGACAGUCAGGGCAGUAGUGGACAUCAUUGCUCUGGCCAACAGCUUCACUAGGAGACUAAACACAGAGAUGGUGCUGGUGGGCGUUGAAGUCUGGACAGAGGGGGACCUGAUAGAGGCCCCGGUGGACCUGCAGGCUACACUGAGGAAUUUCAACCGCUGGAGACAGGAGGAGCUCCUGGGCCGUGUCAGGCAUGAUGUGGCACACUUGAUCGUCGGGCAUCACCCAGGAGAGAAUGAGGGCCAGGCGUUUCUCAAUGGUGCCUGUUCUGGUGGGUUUGCAGCAGCUGUGGAGGCCUUCCAUCAUGAAGAUGUCCUGCUGUUUGCGGCGCUCGUGGCCCACGAGCUGGGACACAACCUGGGAAUCCAGCACGACCACCCAGCCUGUGCCUGUGACCCUAAGCACUUCUGCCUCAUGCACGAGGAUAUCACCAAGGACAGUGGCUUCAGCAACUGCAGCUCUGACGACUUCUACCAUUUCCUCCAUGACCACAGAGGGGCCUGCCUGCUUGACAGGCCUUGGCACCAAAGCCGCAAGCGCAGAGCUGCCCAUUGUGGAAACGGUGUGGUGGAGCAGUCAGAAGAGUGUGACUGUGGUUCUGCUUGUGACAGUCACCCAUGCUGUGAGCCAACCUGUACACUGAAGGACGGUGCAGAGUGCAGUGAUGGCCUCUGCUGCUACAAUUGUAACUUCAGAAAGAAAGGUGCCUUGUGUCGUCCUGUUGAGGAUGUGUGUGACCUCCCUGAGUUCUGUGAUGGCCAUUCCCAAGAAUGCCCUAUAAACAGCUACAUGCAGGAUGGCACGCUGUGUGACAGGAUUUAUUACUGCUCUGGGGGUUGGUGCAGGAAUCCUGAUAAGCAAUGCACAAAGAUCUAUGGGUAUCCUGCAAGAUCCGCCCCUGACGACUGUUACAUUUUAAUGAACACCAAAGGGAACCGGUUUGGAAACUGUGGCCGUCCCAGCACGGCUAACUCAGGAUACGAAGCGUGUUCUGAUGAAGAUAUAUUUUGUGGCAAACUGGUAUGUACUGAUGUUAGUUACUUGCCACAAGUCAGACCCCUGCACACUCUCCUCCAGGUUCCUUAUGGAGAUGACUGGUGUUGGAGCAUGGAUGCCUAUAACGCUACUGAUGUUCCAGACUUUGGAGAUGUGCAGGAUGGUACUUACUGUGCCCCUAACAAAGUCUGCACGGAGUCCUUGUGCACUGACCACACGGUGCUCCAGUACGACUGUGAACCAGAGGAAAUGUGUCACGGGAAAGGAGUGUGCAACAAUCUCAGGCACUGUCAUUGUGAUGAUGGUUUUGCUCCUCCCAACUGCAACAGCCCAGGAAAUGGGGGCAGUGUGGACAGUGGUCCUGUUGGUAAGCCAGCUGAUCGAAACUUGAGUUUAUUUGCAAUUUUCGGACAAGAGAAGCCUAAGAUGGAAGAUGAUGAAGAUGUAAACAUGGAAGUGGUGCUGCUUGUGGUCCCUAUAUUUCUUGUCCUUUUACUGUGUUGUCUGAUGCUGAUCGCCUACCUCUGGUCUGAAGUACUAGAAGUAGUAUCUCCAGAGAGUUCAUUUUCUUCAACAGAAUCCUCAGAAGCAGCACCUCCUGAAGGGGCUCCACCCCCCAGGAGGUAUUAUUGAAAAUCUCAUGAUCGCUGCUAUCAAUGUCUUUUAUCUGCAGGGCAGUUUUGACUGAUUGGUUUUCAGGGCGUACUGCAUCUGCACUGUUUAGUGUAAUGUGUCAUCUGUACUUGUGUUGCUCACCUCAUAACAACUGCGAUUACAUCGUGAGUGCUUUCAUGGGAACUGAAUGUUAUAACUUGCCCUGUCAGCUGCUGUUGAUAAAGUAGAGGUGGUUUUAAAUAAAU